This is a messenger RNA of Thlaspi arvense, 378 nucleotides long. The record is from the annotation of a GenBank genome assembly. NCBI's taxonomy places the organism in Eukaryota, Viridiplantae, Streptophyta, Magnoliopsida, Brassicales, Brassicaceae.
AUGGUUCCUCCAGUAAUUUAUAAGUAUCGGCGAAGGAGAGAUCCAAGGGUCCUAAGGGACGAUGAUGGUUCGUUGAUGAGGAAUCCUCCUCGGGUCUCGCCUUCCCAUUCUAUCGACAGACCCAACUCCGAUUUUAUCGAGGUACGGGAUGUGAAUCCUUUAUUGAGCGAGGAUGGUGAUAGAAUUCGAGAUUUGGGUUGCGUUGAGGAUGAGACUGAAACUAGACGUGGUUCCGGUAAUUUGGUUCUUCACUGUGAUGGUGAUUGCCUCGACAAGGACAAAUGCAGCAGUUUCGUUUCAUGUAGCAAUUUGGAUGAUUUAUUCUCUGGGUUCGUUUAUAGAGGUGUGAGGAAGACAAGGAGUCGACUUGGAAGUUAA